Molecule: messenger RNA, 300 nt
Organism: Staurois parvus
Lineage: Eukaryota; Metazoa; Chordata; Amphibia; Anura; Ranidae
Source: the annotation of a GenBank genome assembly
CAUGCCGGGGAUGGACACAUAGGAUAACAUGCCGGGGAUGGACACACAUGGGAUAACAUGCCGGUGAUGGACACAUGGGAUAACAUGCCGGGGAUGGACACAUGGGAUAACAUGCCGGGGAUGGACACAUGGGAUAACAUGCCGGGAUGGACACACGGGAUAACAUGCCGGGGAUGGACACACGGGAGAACACGCCGGGGAUGGACACACGGGAGAACACGCCGGGGAUGGACACACGGGAGAACACGCCGGGGAUGGACACACGGGAGAACACGCCGGGGAUGGACACACGGGAUAACA